Molecule: messenger RNA, 1444 nt
Organism: Cucurbita moschata (crookneck pumpkin)
Lineage: Eukaryota; Viridiplantae; Streptophyta; Magnoliopsida; Cucurbitales; Cucurbitaceae
Product: basic 7S globulin-like
Exons: 1
Coding region: 102-1343 (413 amino acids)
Biological process (GO): proteolysis
Molecular function (GO): aspartic-type endopeptidase activity
Source: RefSeq, a predicted model, not a curated record
GCUCCACCUGGCAUUUUUUCUCUCUGCCAAAGUCUCCACUAUCUCUCUCUGUAACCAAUUUCCAAUACGCGGCGAAUCUCCGCCGACUGUUCCAAAUUUCCAUGGCCGUUCCCGAAUCUCGCCUUCUUCUUCUUCUUCGUCUUCUUCUCUGUUUCUCAGCCCUCUUCCAUGGCGGAGCUUUCUCUCUGGUCAUUCCCGUCAACAAAGAUUCCGUUACUAAUCAGUAUUUGGCCACGCUCUAUCAUGGCUCUCCGAUUAAGCCUGUCCAUCUCGCCGUUGAUCUUGGCGGCCAGUUUCUCUGGAUGGCUUGUGGUGGCUCUUCCUCCAGCCGGCCGAUUCUCAGUCGGUCUAUUCAGUGCAUAGCGGCGGUUGGUGGGGGUAGAUCUGGAUCUUCUGGCAGCGCGUGUGAUGUAAUUGCUGGGAAUCCGUUUGGGGAUUUGGAAGGGAAGGCGGUGCUGGUUGAGGAUACGGUCGCCGUGAGGUCUUUGGACCGGUCAACGGCGGCGGUGAUUGUUGCGCUUCAUUCUUGUGCUCCGAGGUUUCUUUUACAAGGUUUGGCGGAGUCGGCUAAAGGAGUUUUGGGGCUUGGCCGGAAUCAAAUCUCGCUUCCGGCUCAGAUCGCGACUGAGCUCGGUUUUCACCGGCGAUUUUCCGUUUGUCUUUCGUCGACGAACGGCGUUGUUUUUCCGGAUAGUGGAAACCUAGACUCUGUUUAUGGAUCUGAGAUUUCGAGUUCUUUGACUUACACGCCGAUUUUGACGAAGAAAAUCGACGCCUCGCAGUCGCCGGAGUAUUUCAUCAACGUUAAAGCCAUCAAAGUCGACGGUAACCGCCUCGAUCUGAACAAGUCGCUUCUCGAUUUGGAUGGCGGAAGCGGCGGAGGGACGAGAUUAAGCACGGUUGUUCCAUACACCACACUAGAGAGUUCCAUCUUCAACUCUCUGACGGCGGCUUUCAGAGCAGCAGCGGCGGCGAUGAACAUGAAAGAAGUGGCACCUGUGGCGCCAUUUGAGGCGUGUUUUGAAUCGGAAAACAUGGAGAUGACAGCGACAGGGCCGAAAGUGCCGGAGAUUGAACUGAUUUUGCAGAGCGAAAUGGUGGGAUGGAAAAUUAAUGGAAGAAAUUCCAUGGUGAAGGUGAACGAUGAAACUCUGUGUUUAGGGUUCGUCGACGGUGGAUUGAAGCCAAGAAACGCCGUCGUUUUGGGUGGGUAUCAAAUGGAGGAUAUCGUCCUGGAUUUCGACAUGGGGACUUCCAUGCUCGGAUUUAGCUCCUCUUUGUUGCAGAGGAAGAAAUCUUGCUCGGAAUUUUCGCCGGAAAAUUUACCGAUCAGAGCCGGAUGAUUUGAGCAAGAUAAAACUGAAAUCAGUGGUAAAAUUUUGAGGGCUUUUUUUGUUUAAUUUAAUUUUUUUUUUUUUUGUGGAAAUUAGGAUCUUGCUGUGUA